GCACAGGUCCACAUACCAGCACCAUUGACUUAGCUCUUCAACACAGAGUCGGAGGAACUCACAAACAGGUGAGACGCUCCAGGACAGAGUGUCUGAAAGAAUACAACAACAUCUGCAAGACUGAAAACAACAUGUCAGCUGCUCUUACCACAGGGAGCAGCUCCACUGGAUUCACCACUGGAGCACCGCCCAGUAAAGGCUUCAGUCUUGCUUCUGCUGACAUCGCUGUGGUCGUCAUCUAUUUUAUCUUUGUCAUGGCCGUAGGAAUCUGGUCAUCAGUACGAGCCAAUCGCAGCACUGUAGGGGGCUACUUCUUGGCAGGCCGUUCAAUGACCUGGUGGCCUAUUGGAGCCUCACUGAUGUCCAGUAAUGUCGGCAGCGGUUUGUUCAUUGGUCUAGCUGGAACAGGAGCAGCUGGAGGCAUCGCAGUUGGAGGGUUUGAAUGGAAUGCAGCCUGGGUCCUGGUGGCUCUGGGUUGGAUCUUUAUCCCUGUCUACAUCUCUGCUAGUGUGGUGACCAUGCCUGAAUAUCUGGCCAAACGCUUUGGAGGCCAGAGGAUACGCAUCUACAUGUCUGUGCUCUCACUCAUCCUCUACAUUUUCACCAAAAUAUCUACAGAUAUAUUUUCAGGUGCAUUGUUCAUCCAGGUGUCAAUGGGCUGGGAUCUCUAUGUGUCCACAGUCAUUCUGCUGCUGGUCACCGCUGCCUACACUAUAGCAGGUGGUUUGGCAGCAGUGAUCUACACAGAUGCUCUCCAGACUGUUAUCAUGGUUGGGGGAGCAUUUGCAUUAAUGUUCAUUGCAUUCGAAAAAGUCGGCUGGUACGAGGGACUUGUCGACCGUUACAUGACAGCUGUUCCCUCCGUGACAGUCGCCAACACCACCUGCCACCUGCCUCGUAGUGAUGCCUUCCACAUGUUCAGAAACCCUGUGACAGGGGACGUACCCUGGCCCGGUCUGGUGUUUGGGCUCACAGUGCUGUCUACAUGGGUGUGGUGCACUGAUCAGGUUAUAGUCCAGAGAUCUCUGUCGGCCAAGUCUUUGUCUCAUGCCAAAGGAGGCAGUGUGUUGGGAGGCUACCUCAAACUUCUGCCCAUGUUCUUCAUCGUAAUGCCAGGCAUGAUCAGCCGAGCAUUGUUCCCAGAUGAGAUAGGUUGUGUGGAUCCAGUAGUGUGUCAGAGCGUGUGUGGAGCUUCAGUCGGUUGCUCCAAUAUCGCCUACCCAAAACUAGUGGUAGAGCUAAUGCCUGCGGGUCUUCGCGGUCUGAUGAUAGCAGUGAUGCUAGCAGCUCUGAUGUCAUCUCUGACCUCCAUCUUCAACAGCAGCUCCACUCUGUUCACACUGGACCUCUACCACAGAGCCAGGCCGAAGGCUAAAGAGAUGGAACUCAUGAUUGUUGGAAGGGUGUUCAUCCUGGUCUUGGUGUGUGUCAGUAUUCUGUGGAUUCCAGUCAUCCAAUCAGCCAACAGUGGGCUGCUGUUUGAUUAUAUCCAGUCAGUGACCAGCUGUCUUGCUCCGCCAAUUACAGCUGUAUUCCUCAUGGCUAUCUUCUGGCCACGUGCCAAUGAGCAAGGUGCCUUCUGGGGUCUGAUGUGUGGACUAGUGGUGGGACUGAUCCGCAUGGUUCUGGAGUUCUCCUACAGGGCUCCCUCUUGUGGUCAGCAUGAUCAUCGGCCUGCUAUCCUGGCCGAUGUCCACUACCUGUACUUUGCUCUGAUCCUGCUGGCUCUCACCUGCCUUGUGAUUGCUGCUGUCAGCUUGGCCACUGCCCCAAUACCUAAAGAACAUCUGCACCGGCUGACCUGGUGGUCCAGAUACAGCCAGGAGCCUCGGCUCGACCUCACAGGACCCCCAUUAACUCCAGACCCAGCGGACUCUGAUCACAGCGGCGAGCCUGAGCUUUCGCCAGAUUCCUGGUGGCGGAGAGUUGCUUUGCGGCUCUGUGGUCUGACUGGUCCCAACACUGGCGCUGCACCACCAGUGACUGAAACUAAUGAGCUGAACUCCCUACAGGAGAAUCCUUUCUGGAGAAGAUUCUGCAACAUUAAUGCUCUGCUGCUCCUGACUGUUAAUGUUUUUCUCUGGGGAUACAUGGCUUAAUGCACUCAGGAAAUACUGUACACAAUGUUUCCAAUAAGGUUAGACUGGAGUUUUGGCAUUUGGUCAUGCGUUUGAAAUGAAAGCCUUGGUUCAGUGGAUACUGGUUAAACUUAUCAGUUGCUGUGCUGAAUCUGUAUUCUAUGGAACAACAUACAUAUAUUAUCUAAUAACAUGUUGCACUCUGACUUAACCACUGACAAGGCCUAUGGCUGACUUACUCUGGAAUCACUUUUUAAACACUGCCCUGUCUGAGCGGCACUCGAACACCUAUUCUUACUCACCUCUCAGUGGUGGAGCCACAAUAAAUGGAGAAUUAUGGGAGAAGA
This is a messenger RNA of Platichthys flesus (European flounder), 2425 nucleotides long. RefSeq names its product solute carrier family 5 member 9 (gene slc5a9). Bases 132 to 2099 code for a protein of 655 amino acids. The transcript is spliced from 14 exons. The record is from RefSeq and is a predicted model, not a curated record. Gene Ontology annotation, cellular component: plasma membrane. Lineage: Eukaryota; Metazoa; Chordata; Actinopteri; Pleuronectiformes; Pleuronectidae. Gene Ontology annotation, molecular function: D-glucose:sodium symporter activity. Gene Ontology annotation, biological process: transmembrane transport.